AUGUCGACGGCGGCUCAGAAAGCGUCAGCAAAUGCGCUGUUCUCCUUUGUAUCAUUGGAAGCAGCUGCUACACGCGCUACUGCACGCGAUGUAGCUGCUAAAAUCCAGCAGGAGAUUGCAUUAACGCGCAAUUACGAUGCCUCUCGCACGUCUCUGCUCACACAGUGGGCCGAUAUUCAAGCGACCUUGUCGACAUCCAAAGCGGCACGCGAAUUGGCCGAUGUUGAAUUACUGCUGCGCAGUAAGCGAAAACACACAGCGCUCAUGGAGAUGUACAAUCCACUGUAUGGCAUGUCGGAGCAGGACCGUAUUCGUGCGACGGCACGUACAGUGGGCCUUGAGGUCCCCGUCGACCAGGUUCAUGACUAG
Molecule: messenger RNA, 369 nt
Organism: Malassezia pachydermatis
Lineage: Eukaryota; Fungi; Basidiomycota; Malasseziomycetes; Malasseziales; Malasseziaceae
Exons: 2
Coding region: 1-369 (122 amino acids)
Biological process (GO): mitochondrial proton-transporting ATP synthase complex assembly
Cellular component (GO): mitochondrial matrix
Source: RefSeq, a predicted model, not a curated record